Molecule: messenger RNA, 1644 nt
Organism: Neoarius graeffei (lesser salmon catfish)
Lineage: Eukaryota; Metazoa; Chordata; Actinopteri; Siluriformes; Ariidae
Gene: tmbim6
Product: testis enhanced gene transcript (BAX inhibitor 1)
Exons: 10
Coding region: 159-872 (237 amino acids)
Biological process (GO): negative regulation of RNA splicing; negative regulation of apoptotic signaling pathway; negative regulation of endoribonuclease activity
Cellular component (GO): mitochondrial membrane
Molecular function (GO): enzyme binding
Source: RefSeq, a predicted model, not a curated record
UCUGCGCAUGCGCAGUGUAGUCCUUAGCGCAGUGACUCACGGCUAGCUACGCAGCUACGAAAAUAUUACGAGGCCGUAAAGAGCAGGAACAGAUACGGACGAGUGAAAAUACACAAAACUAACUCAGGUGUUGACCCCGGUAUCUUCACAGCAGGAAGAUGAAUGUGUUUGACCGCAACAUCAACUUCGACGCCCUCUUCAAAUUCUCCCAGAUUUCCCGCUCCACUCAGCAGCACCUGAAGAAUGUGUACGCCAGUUUAUCUGUGUGUAUGAUCCUGGCAGCAGCCGGAGCGUACGUCCACGUCGUCACGCGCCUCUUUCAGGGUGGGCUGCUGUCAGUGUUGGGUUCCCUGGCGAUGAUGGUGUGGCUGUCUGUGACUCCUCACAGCCCCGAGACGGAGAAGAAGAGACUUGCUAUUCUCUCCGCAUUCGCCUUCCUCACAGGUGUGGGACUCGGACCUGCCAUGGAUUAUGUCAUUAGCGUCAACCCGAGCAUCAUCGCUACAGCGUUCCUCGGCACCUCCAUCAUUUUCGUCUGUUUCACUCUGAGUGCUCUUUACGCUCAGCGCAGGAGUUACCUGUUCCUGGGAGGGACCCUGAUGUCCGGCCUGUCCAUCCUGCUGCUGAUUUCUGUCCUCAACAUGUUCAUCGGUUCUGUGGCCCUCUUUAAGGCCCAUAUGUACAUCGCUCUGGCCAUCAUGUGUGGCUUUGUGCUGUUCGACACUCAGCUGAUCAUCGAGAAAGCAGAGAUGGGAGAUAAAGACUACAUCUGGCAUUGUGUGGAUCUGUUCCUGGACUUUGUCACCAUCUUCAGAAAGCUCAUGGUUCUGCUGGCUAUGAAUGAGAAGGAUAAAAAGAAGGAGAAGAAAUGAACACAUCAUGUGGCCAAAAAUACAGGAAUCUGUGAUCUGCAAUUUUUGCAUCACAAAUUUGUCUAACAGCUUAAUUACAGAUUGGAUUUUUCUGGUUUUCUACUCCAGUGUCUUAAUUUUAUUUUGAGAUUUUGAAAGUUUAUGUUCAGGCCGUGCAGCGGCUAAUAGAUAAUCCUUCAACAUACUGCUCCCUAUUAUUAUUAUUACGAGUUGUUUGAAGAGAAUUAGUUUUUUAAAAAUAUUCACUGGGCCCCUAAAAUGUGAUACUGGAUGGAAAAAUGAAUAAAUGCUGAUGAGAUGAAUUUGUUUUUAUAAACAUAAUGAGAGAGUUGAGGACAGUUUAGCUCAUAAUUAUAGACAGAUUUGCACACUUCUGUUUCUACAACACUUUUGCCAAUUGAUCAUAUUUCUCACAUUUUUAUGAAGUUAAAACUUGAGAAAUAUAAUUUGUAUGUUUUCCUUGCCAAUAUGAAGGUAAAGUUGUUCUUUCUUGCAUUUAAUCUUUAAUAAUUUUCACUACAUUAAUAUUCCUUCAUCUGCUGUACAGGCCACUCGUAUAAUAAUAUUUCCUUAAGUUUAAUAUUUUGGUUGUGAGGUUAGUGAUGGCAUUUAGUCCAGAUGUAGCUCCUGAUCAGGGUUUAUCAUCAGUAAAUAUUUCCAGGAAUAAUUAAAGAAAUGGUGAGUUUGCUUUCUUUCCCUAAUGAGCACUCGUUAUUGCCAAUUACUUUGCCAUAUUUUAGGAAAAGAAACAAUAAACUGUGAUUAAAUGUAA